Manihot esculenta (cassava) is the source of this 1259-nucleotide messenger RNA. RefSeq names its product probable carboxylesterase 18. Gene Ontology annotation, molecular function: carboxylic ester hydrolase activity. NCBI's taxonomy places the organism in Eukaryota, Viridiplantae, Streptophyta, Magnoliopsida, Malpighiales, Euphorbiaceae. The record is from RefSeq and is a predicted model, not a curated record. The transcript has a single exon. Gene Ontology annotation, biological process: pollen tube growth. The coding region runs from base 72 to 1049 and encodes 325 amino acids.
CCACUAAUUUCCAUAAUAACCCUCUCACACUCUCAAUUCCUUUUCUAAUUACGCACUAAACAAAGAAAGAAAUGUCCUACAAUCUCCCAUGGAAGGCUCGCAUCCCUCUGUUCAUAUUUUCCACCGCCGUUUCCGCCUCUUGCAGGUCUAACUUCACUGUCAACCGCCGUAUCUGGAGCUUCUUCGACUUCAAAGUCCCUGCUUCUCAAACUCCUCGUAAUGGUGUCAAAACGUCUGAUAUCAUCAUUGACGCCUCCCGCGAUCUCUGGUUCCGCCUUUACGUCCCCUACUCCGUCUCCACCUCCACUAUCAGCCCUAUUAUCAUCUACAUGCACGGUGGAGGAUUCUCUUUCUUCACAGCCGAUUCUACAGCCACUGAAAUAUGCUGCCAGAGUCUCGCGUCUGAACUUGAAGCCAUUGUUGUCUCCGUCAACUACCGCCUCGCUCCAGAGCAUAGGUUUCCAUGCCAGUACGAAGAUUGCUUUGAUUUCCUCAAAUUUCUCGAUGAGAAUUUUGGCUGUUUUCCUCCUUCUGCUGAUCGAAACAGGUGUUUUCUGGUCGGAGAUAGUGCCGGCGGGAAUCUGAUCCACCAUUCGGCCGUCAGAGCAAGUGGAUAUGAUUUCCAGAAGUUGAAGAUAAUUGGGUUAGUAUCAUUGCAGCCAUUUUUCGGUGGAGAAGAGAGGACUGGUUCGGAGAUCCGAUUGGUUGGAAGUCCGGUUCUGAAUUUUAAGCUUACGGAUUGGUUUUGGAAGGCGUUUUUACCAGAAGGGUCGGAUCGAGACCACCCGGCAUCGAAUGUAUUCGGACCCAAAUCGGAUGAUAUUUCGGGUGUGAAGUUUCCUGAUAUGCUUCUUGUGAUCGGAGGGUUUGAUAUAUUGCAAGAUUGGCAAAGGAGAUACUACCAAGGGAUGAAGAAAGAAGGAAAACAAGUGUAUUUGGUGGAAUAUCCGAAUGCAAUCCAUGGGUUUUGGGGGUUUCCGGAUCUACCCGAAUAUUCAUUGUUCUUCAAGGAGAUGAAAGAUUUCAUACAAAAACAAUCGGCUAAAUGAGAUAAUUACUACAUUCAUGAUUGGCCCACACUCUCUUAGACAAACACUUGAAAAAAUAAAGGGUGCUACUAUGACAAUAGUGUAACCAAAUGGAGAAAGUAUAUCAUGCAUUAGCUAUAUAGAAUAGUCGAUGUAGAAUCGCAAGUCGAUCAUUAUUGAUAUGUAUGUAUGUGGAUGGUUAAAAAUUGAUAGCUAUUAUACAAUUUUAUU